Molecule: messenger RNA, 458 nt
Organism: Pararge aegeria (speckled wood butterfly)
Lineage: Eukaryota; Metazoa; Arthropoda; Insecta; Lepidoptera; Nymphalidae
Product: cuticle protein 7-like
Exons: 4
Coding region: 1-450 (149 amino acids)
Cellular component (GO): extracellular matrix
Source: RefSeq, a predicted model, not a curated record
AUGUUCGCCAGAAUUUUAGCUUUCGGAGCAAUGGUGGCUGCGGCCAACGCUGGUCUGCUCGGACACGCUGUGUCUUCUCAGAGCAUCGUGCGUCAUGACGAGGGUCACAUUGGCGCUUCUUUGGGCUAUGCCGCACCUUUGGCUCACGCUGCACCAAUUGCAUACGCUCCUGCAUACUACGCUCCUGCUGCGAGCUAUGCUGGCCAUGACGAAUAUGCCCACCCCAGAUACGACUUCGCGUACUCCGUGGCCGACCCCCACACCGGCGACCACAAGUCCCAGCAUGAGAGCCGCGAUGGAGACGCCGUGCACGGAUACUACUCACUAGUGCAACCUGACGGCUCCGUCCGCAAGGUCGAAUACACCGCCGAUGACCACAACGGAUUCAACGCCGUCGUACACAACUCCGCUCCCUCGGUUCACCCCCAGGGCUAUUACUCUCACUACUAAGCGCAAAC